UAUGACACUGUUGAGCAUCAUCUUUCCAACAAUGGAGAGGUGGUUUUCUUGCAUAACAAUGGCGGCAUUCAGGUCUAAAGAGGCUGCAAUUUGUUGUCUCAGAAAUGGGUUUUUCACUACAGUCAUAAAGAGAGUAGCUCUUGCUGCAUUCACCUGCUUUCUUGCUUUGGGAGGGGCUAUAGUGGGAAUAUUUGUUGGAGCCAUCAAAGGGCAGACCACAGAAACUGGGUUUCUAAAUGGGGCAGGCAUAGGAGCCGUGACAGGGGCCCUUGCAGCCAUUCAAUUACUGGAAUCAGCAGCUGAUUGUGAGUCAUUAUCCAAGGUUGCCCUCUUAGGUAGUUUAAUGAAUGGGAGGGUCUUUGUGGAAUGGGUUUGUCCUGCAGUGCUAAAAGCUUAUCAGUGGCAAGUUAGGAAUCUUGAAACAACUUAUAGAGAAGUUUCAGAUAUCUAUGACAUCAGUGGAGUUAAAGGGUUAUCCAACAACUGCAUUCAGAAGCUUCCUAUGCAUAAGUUCCACUCUAGAAAGAUGAUCGAAUCAUGUCAUGAUUUCUGUUGCUCCAUUUGCUUACAGGAUUUCAAGGAUGAAGACUCAGUGAGAGAACUUCCCAACUGUGGACACCUCUUUCAUCUGGACUGCAUAGACGAGUGGCUAACUCGACAAGGCACUUGCCCAAUGUGUAGAGAUUAUGUUUGUGAUGAAUGAUAAUCCGAAUGCAUUACAACCACCAUGGUUUGAAGUCCAAAAGAACAGAGCAAAAUUUAAGAUUUUUAUUCUUCUAAACCAAAAAAAGAUAUAAACAAAGGGAGCCAAGGCAUACACAAUGUAUAUCAAUUUCAAUGUAUCCAAACGAUAUUCCUUUUGAGGGUGGCUUUGA
Molecule: messenger RNA, 875 nt
Organism: Alnus glutinosa
Lineage: Eukaryota; Viridiplantae; Streptophyta; Magnoliopsida; Fagales; Betulaceae
Product: NEP1-interacting protein 1
Exons: 5
Coding region: 2-703 (233 amino acids)
Source: RefSeq, a predicted model, not a curated record